Molecule: messenger RNA, 5115 nt
Organism: Babesia sp. Xinjiang
Lineage: Eukaryota; Apicomplexa; Aconoidasida; Piroplasmida; Babesiidae
Exons: 1
Coding region: 1-5115 (1704 amino acids)
Source: RefSeq, a predicted model, not a curated record
AUGACGGAGGAAAAGAGAAAGACACAGUCAGCAGACUACCUGUUCUGGUAUCUCAAUUGUCUACUGAUUGGGGCUAGUGUCGCACUAUUUAGUGCUAUUAUGAGCUUCGAAUCCUACGUACUCAUGCGCUUCCUUGGAGAGGAACAUCUCACCGCUCAAGGACUGUGGUACUUCCUAAAAAGGGUACAUUACGUAAUCGCUAUUGGCGUAUUCGUGCUUAUGAUAUUCACGCCCCUAAAGAGAAUAUCGCUCGAACAUCUUGGAUGGGCGCUAUGCGCAACAUACGCCCUACCUGCUGUAUAUUUUUACUUCUGUGAUGAGCCUCUAGUGUCGUCCUGGAGGUCAACGUGUCUCUUCAUAGCUGCCUCGGUCUGUUCAAGCGCCCUGAUCUCUGCUUUCUUCUUUUUUGCUUUCAAGUUGGAAACACACAAAAAUAUGAUGAUGCCAGUGAGAUCUGUAUUUAUGUUUAUAUUAGGAACAUGCCUCGCAACAUACGUUCCUACUAUCAUGGUAAAAAAAAGUACGUCAGGCGCUAAAAUAAAUCUUUAUAAUGAACAAGAAGUUUGUGGUAUGUUAAGAACAAUAUUUGCAAUCUACACGACGAUAACAUUUCUCUCCGCUGCACUCACGUCCCUAGACCCUUGCAGCUAUUUGGGAAUAUCAGAUACAGAAUGUCUUAAACAAUACAGCCUUGGAACCAACAUAAUACCGGAGGAUAUGGCCACCACAGGUAUUAUUUUUCUUUGCUCUAUAGGAUGGGCACUCUCACAUAUUUGUGGAUCUGUGACACCGUUCAUGUUCAAUUUACAUUUGAACGAAUCAAUAUGGAUUACAAAUCUACAAUGGUAUAUAUUCACUGCUGUCACGUUAUUUUUUCUGAUUUGGUCUUUUUGCCGAUCGUUUGCGAGAGAUGGUUGCCAGCAAAAAAACCUAGGAAAGUCAACUAUGGAGGCUGCAGAUGCGGUUGAUACCGUGGAGCCCAUGACGCAAGUCCCUGAUAAAGAAAAACUGAAUUCGUGUAUUAAAACGAGGAUAUUACGGGCGCCACAACCGUGGUAUUUAUUACCAGCUGGUUUCUGGGCAGAUUGGGAGUAUGAAGAUAACGACUUUCACGGUUGUGUAGCGCAAUGCUUAAAAAUAGCCAAUCUCUUAACCUCCAUUCGUGAUGGUGUUAACAUGGAUGAUGGAUGUAACGAAUUGGAAAUCGAACAAGUCAUGACAAGAAAUGACAUGUAUAAUGCUAAGUAUCAUCUCUUGUGCUUAGUAGCGAACUUUGUAACCAAGUGCGAGAAAACCAUAGAAUAUCUAAACGAAGAACUAACAAAGAGAUCGUGUUUCAAAUGUCCAUGUAAAGAAUUCGAAAACAAAAUCCGAGAUUUCAUAUCGAAAUGCGGAUGUGUAGAUAAUAUUGAGAGAGACCUAAACUUCACAACUUGUUCUUGUGAAAGAGAUCAUGAAGACAAUACACAGGGUAGUUCCAGUACAACAACUGGCAACCAGAACUGCAGUAAAAAUUCUAGUGCCGCGUCAACGUGUGGUUCAAACACCAUAAGCAGCAAUAUUUGCCAGAUGGGGUGUCGUUUGAGGGAUUGCAUUGAAUUGGCGAACAAACUGGCAACAAAAGUAAGGGGGUCAUCUUCCCUGUGCGAUGAUCUUGACGACAGCUCACUCUAUUACGCUGCUGAUCUUUUAGAUGAUUUUUUGAAGGAGUUCAUUGCUAAUUGGUUUUUGUUUUGUUUGGUGGAAGAAUGCAUUGCCGUGUUUAAAUAUAUAGACGUGGUUCAAAAAGGUGUCGUCAAAAUCAUAGAUCACUACACAAAGCAAUAUAAAUGCCGCAAAGGUAUAAUACGUGAACGAAGCAAGAAAGAUGGGUCCGUAUGUGCAUGUGUUUGUCUCGUGAAAUUGGUACAGUGUUGCCAAACUUUACACGCCAAGCAGUGUGGGACGAUUCCGAGAAGUAAUGAAGAGGCGAUCCGUGGGUGCCAAGAGGCAGCCAGUCUGUCACAUAUUCGUUGCCUCGUGUUGAUGGUUUAUAGCUACAUAGAUUUGAUGGAUUCGAAACUGGCAUCUGAAUCAGGUGAUUGUGGGUCGUGCCAUUCGCAAGAGGAUGCUAGUGCUUGUAAAUGUGGCAACUACAACUACCGAUUGUAUGACAUUUUGUCGCGAUGGCUCACUGAUGUCUCUACAUCGAUGAGCGCGGGAGACAAACUGCUUUCCGACACUAUUGAAAUGCUAUCAUUAGUAGCCAACAACGAUGAUUAUGUUGAUGUACCCGCGCCCGAAUAUGUCAAGAUAUUGCGAUCAUUCGUAGGUAUUGCACGUAAAAUAACACUGCAAGCUAACAGACUUCGUGGCUAUCAAACCAUGAGAAGUUGUAGUGAUGCCGAUGCCAAAGUGGACGAGGAAAUAAUGAAGACAUUCUCGAAUACCUGCCCUUGGUGUUCCAGUGACUGCAAACAAGAGUCAUGCGAAUGUCUUGAGAAAAAACUAGACGAAUUUAAAGAGUUAGAAGAGUGUUCCAUGGCUAUAUUAUGUGCACUGUCGAAUCUAAAAGAUGUAGGAGUCGUCGAAAAACUACCUGACUGUUGCAAUAAAAUCUCAACGUCUUUAGAGCAGUUAAGUAUAAAGCUGGAGACUGUCUGCGGAAAAACGGCCAGCCAAAUCAAAUGUCUUAGUAGCAUUGGCUGUGAAGUAAGUGACUUUUUUACCAGUUGCAUUAAGCAACCAACAUGCUCAUCGAAUGCAUCUGACAACGCAUUUUGUAAUGUGGACGACGUCAACAAGGAAUUGGUAAAGCUCCUGUUCUACAGUUGUAGUAUGCCAUCUGGUGAUAGUAAGGAAUGUGUAUCGACGUCUCAGCCCCAAGAGUGUAGCCAAAAGGACUGCAAGUCCAUGUCGUGUAUCUUGAGAGAUUUGAUGUGUACGAUUUAUGGCAGCGGUAAAGAAGUAACCGGGCAAUGUCAGUGCAAAGAACAGGAGAAAACUGAAUGUUGUACUCAUGGAAAAGGAUUAUGCGCCAUUUUGCAAGAGUGCUCCUGCCAAUUAACUGAACUCCAAAGUAUAUUGGGAUGCCCUGGUGGACUCGCCGAAAAGUUGAAUCAACUCUGUAGCACGGUUGCUGCUGUGAGUGAGGAGAUGACCAGCAUCAAUUGUUGUUUGGACUCUUUAAAAUGUGAUUAUCAAAACUUCGAUUGCUAUCUAACUGAAGUCCAAGAUUGUUUGCAGCAGAAAUUCGAGGCGGAAAAAAACUCAAUCUGUGAGCUGCAGAAGUUUUUGGACGAUAAUGGUGAGGCUUGCCGCUCCGCAAUAGAGUCUAUGACCGACAUUUUAAAAGCCACCUCAGAGUUAUCCGAACAUCACCAGAAAUCCGUAUUCUUCUUGGACACGGAAGUAAGGAAACUUACAGAUAACGUCAACAAAACCUGUGAAAGAGCCCAGGGGUUGAAUGAUGCGUUGGUAAAGUGUCUGGAGGGGUUCGAUGCCGAAAAAAGAAGCAUGCUAGUUCCACCAAGGAGGGAACGAUCAGGUUACCGUAAGGCUAGAAAAUAUUCAAUGAUGGCCACUAUAAGCGACUACAUGUGGCACUUUGAUCUUUUAUGGUCAUUUGGUUUCCUAUUUUGUGCGAUACACAGUUGGUACAAUUCCCAAUCUAACAAUUGGCUAUAUGUAACCAGCCGAAACUUCGCAGUCUUGGUCGCUGCCAAAGGUGUAAUGAUGGUGAACAUAUAUGUGUUAGGGUUAUGUUCACGCAAAGGUAAUCCGGAUUACUUUAUAAACUACUCAUUGUUGCUGGGAUUCUUCAUUGCGCUUUGUAUGUCAUGGGCCAGCCAGUGGUGGGCACAAGCCGUGUUCAUCAGGGAACACUCUAGGCCUGUCAGUCAAUGGUUCCGCGUGUUAUAUCCAGAUUAUGUGCAUGGAGCAAUUGGAGGGGCGUACCAGUGGUAUGCCGGGAUAUGCGGUAUCAUCGGUGGAGAUCUAAUGUACCUAGGACGCUUCAUAUUUAGAAAUGAUCUUUCAUGGUAUCGUUACAACCCAUUUGGUUCCAUGUUCGAUAGCUAUUUUAGAAUGGACAGUAGACCGCUCUAUUUCCAUGGAGUGUGCCAUUGGAACUCCUUCGAGAACAAACUGCGCAGUGAUAUUUUAACUUCAACAAUGGUAGGUGAUUAUUCGGGACUCGUGAAUUAUCUGGCAUUCAAAAGUUCGUAUCUAAAGGAUUUGGGAUUUCUAUUUAAUACCUCGGUAUCCAACGUUGGAAACGUGCCAAUCGAUCUCCUGUGGUCAGCAUGGCAUAAGAUGCAGGUACUAACGCUGGAGCGUUGCGUGAGCUACUCUAUUUUGGAAGCCGCAUAUAUCAACGUAUAUAACAUGAUAAAAAGGUUAAAUGUGGGUAUCAAAGCGGCAGAAGAAGCAGGGGAGUCACUCUUGGAGAUGUUCGACAGAGAACAGAGGAACGACAUAGUACACAAAGCAAUGAUGGUACCUGAAUUUACCGAAAUCAACGUUAAAGGGAGACAAAUGAGCUCUCUUUACAAAGUGUUUACAGAUUAUUAUAUGAUGAAAUGGGAUGACCACUGUGCCAAAAGGGCAUACCGAAGUAAGGACAGUGCUGAGAAGUCGUUACACCGCCCGAGUGGUGUGGAGCCUAACGUAAAAUUGCGAAUCUGCGAACUUAGGAAUUAUUUAAGAGCUUGGUCACAGGCGCGUUUGGAGGCGUGUGAAAUUAUUUAUGGAGGCGACGAAGCCUGCGUGAAAUUGGUAUCCUCUGCGGUGACAAUGGUCCGCAAAUACAUCUCUACUAUUGAGAUGGAUGCAGUACCACGUCCCGCUGCGGAGUUGCUAAGGUUCUGUGAAAACUACAGAGCAACCAACUCUGGAGGUACUCCUGGUGCCGACAGUAAAGCUAAGGGCACCAAUAACAUCGCAAAGAAGGGCUCAGACGUGUCACAGCAAUUGGUGGAAACCGGCAAGGGAUCACAAAACCGGCAUAUGCAGGAAAUGCCAGAUAUGGAUCGUUUCUUUUUGGGAUUCUGGCUAAAAUAUGCUGCCAUCGGUCUUAGAGCAUCAGACGUCGAGCGAGCGCUGAGUGCGAAGUUGUACAAUACUCCCUCGUACUAA